Messenger RNA from Branchiostoma belcheri (Belcher's lancelet), 1429 nucleotides. RefSeq names its product MAP kinase-activated protein kinase 2-like. Gene Ontology annotation, molecular function: ATP binding; mitogen-activated protein kinase binding; calcium/calmodulin-dependent protein kinase activity. Gene Ontology annotation, biological process: intracellular signal transduction; peptidyl-serine phosphorylation; protein autophosphorylation. Lineage: Eukaryota; Metazoa; Chordata; Leptocardii; Amphioxiformes; Branchiostomatidae. The record is from RefSeq and is a predicted model, not a curated record. Bases 176 to 1246 code for a protein of 356 amino acids. The transcript is spliced from 10 exons. Gene Ontology annotation, cellular component: nucleus; cytoplasm.
UACAUGAAGUGAUGACUCAAGCCUCCGUCACUCAGCCAUUUUCGGCGAUACUACAGAAAACAGACACACACGCUCAGCCCCGUGAUCAUUCUACACCAGCGUGAAUACCGUGUGUGCCACCCAGACAAAACAGUCAACGACUACACCUAAAACCUACGUGGAGCUUCCUGUAAAAAUGAUGGGGCAGGGACAAGGUAAAAACCUGCAAAUGGAGCCCAAGAAGAACCCCAUCACCGAGGACUACCAAGUCUCGGCCGUCGUGCUCGGGCUAGGAAUCAACGGGAAAGUGUUGGAGGUUUUCUCCAAGCAGUCAGGGGAGAAGUUCGCUCUCAAGGUUCUAAGAGACAGCCCUAAGGCGAGGAGGGAGGUAGAGUUACAGUUCCGAGCUUCCAACUGUCCCCACAUCGUCAGGAUAGUGGAUGUGUAUGAGAACAGGUACCAUGGACACAACUGUCUCAUGGUGCUCAUGGAGUGUAUGGAAGGUGGAGAAUUGUUCACACGGAUCCAAGAGAGAGCAGACACAGCCUUCACAGAGAGAGAGGCGGCAGGUGUGAUGAGGGAUAUCGGGAAAGCGAUCCAACAUCUGCACGCCAUGAACAUCGCACACAGGGACAUCAAGCCAGAGAAUCUCCUAUACACAAUGAAAGAGCCAAAUGCAGUCCUGAAACUCACAGACUUUGGUUUCGCCAAGGAAACCAGAGAAACCAACUCACUAGCCACCCCAUGUUACACACCGUACUAUGUAGCCCCUGAAGUUCUAGGUCCAGAAAAGUAUGACAAGUCGUGUGACAUGUGGUCCCUGGGAGUUAUCAUGUACAUACUGCUGUGUGGCUUCCCGCCAUUCUACAGUAACCACGGUCUUGCCAUCUCCCCUGGCAUGAAGAGGAGGAUAAGAAACGGACAGUACGAGUUCCCCAACCCAGAGUGGAGUGCUGUAUCUGAGCUUGCCAAGAACCUGAUCAACCAGCUGCUGAAGACUGACCCGCAGGAGAGACUAACCAUCACAGAGUUCAUGGCACAUCCAUGGGUAUCUGGAGUUGAGAGUGUUCCUCAGACACCCCUGUCCACAGUCAAGGUGUUGGAUGAUGAGAAGGAUUACUGGCAAGAAGUUCAGGAUGAGAUGACCAAUGCUCUGGCCACCAUGAGGGUGGACUAUGACCAGAUCAAGAUCAAGGAGAUCUCUGCCUCCAGCAACCCCCUUCUGAACAAACGGCGCCGGAAGGCAGAGGGCCAGAUAUCAAAGUAAAGAACACCUGGGGCCAGACUGAUGGAUAAAUACACAAAAUAUCCUGUUUAAUAUGAUAUAUUAGUCAAACUUAGCUUUUGACAGUUGUGUGCAAGUAUGGUUUCUUUAUGUCCAUUUUUUUCUUCUUGUUAUAGGUACACUUUAGGUUAGGCCAUGUUGAUUUGAUUAUAUGGAUGACAUCCU